GUAACAUGAGGUGGAGAGUGGGACUGCUGCUUCUGCUGGUCAUGGUCCUGAGUCUGGACCAAACUGGGGCCAAGGAAAAAGAGAAGAGACGAGCAAAGAGGAGACGAGACGGAGAUGGUAAACACAAAGAGAAGCGACACAAGCCCCUGAAGCUCAAACUGGUCCCCCCACCGAGUGUUUUGAUUGGUCCAGAGCCUCUGCUGAGGGAUCCCAGUAGUACUCAAUCCCAAGGCAGUGCUGUGAUUGGACAAGACUUGCAGGACAAUAUUCUGGAACUGUUUAAGACCGAGCCAGAUCUACAGUACCACAUAGAACCAGCGUUCGGCAAGCAGAGUUUAGCCAACAGCGUGGUAGAGAAGUGGGAGCAGCAGCAGAAGAGGAAAGACGAGGCCCGACGAAGAAAGAAGAGAAAGAGAGAAAAACAAAAGAGAAGAAAAGAACAGGCUCUGAGAAUACAGGUAAAAAAUGAACAGAAACAGUGGAAACAGAUGGAGGUGCAGCUGAGUGAACGGGAAGAUAUGGAGCUUCCAAAGGAGGGUGGGGAAGUGCAGGUGUGGCUCAGAGGAGACGUGUUUGAGAUGAACCAAAGCAAAGAAGAAACAAUCGAGCCUGCUCCCAUCCCGACUCCCCCGACCACAGAGGACCCACCAGAGGAAUCUGGUCCAGACUAUGAGCUGACCAAAGUCCAUGAGGAGGAGCUGGAGGAGAUCUUUGAGGACUCUGACUUAGACCCAGACUUGGAAGCAUCUGUGGACCAGGCUGGACUCCCUCAGGGCUGUGACAUCUCUGACGUCACAGUGUCGUGUGAAAACGCCAAACUGCAGCACUUCCCUCCUCUAUCCAUCCCAGAGCUCAAGUCUCUGAGUCUCGAAGGUAACAACAUCAGCAGCAUCCCCCCAGAGGCCUUUAAUGGGAUCCCAAAUCUGGAGUGGAUCAAUCUGAAGAAGAACAGGCUUACAUCUGCAGGGAUCCACCCACUCGCCUUCAGGAGGCUGAAGUUUCUGACACGGCUGUAUCUGGAUGGGAACCUUCUGGAGAUUGUUCCCCCUGGAAUCCCCUCCACUCUCCAGGAAUUAAAGAUCAACGAGAACCAACUACAGAGCAUCCAGGAGACCAGCCUCAAAGGUCUGAGCAGCCUGGUUACUCUGGAGCUGGAGGGGAACCGGCUCAAUGAAGGCAGCAUGAGUCAUGGUGCAUUUAAGGACCUGUCGGAGCUGUCAUACCUCAGACUGGGGAGAAACUAUUUCAGGGCUGUGCCUCAGGGACUGCCUCCAAGUCUACAGGAGCUGUAUCUGGAGCACAACAGGAUUGAGGAGAUUUCUGAGACAGUUUUUAACCACACUCAGAGUUUAACUUUGAUCUCACUAAGGAACAAUAAACUGGAGGAGAGCCGUAUCGCUCCACUUGCCUGGAUACACCACAGGUCUCUGGAGUCGUUGGACCUGUCUCAUAACGAGCUGCACCUUGUUCCUUCAUUCCUGCCUCAGUCUCUGGUUCACCUGGUGUUAGUGGGAAACCACAUCGAGAGGAUCCCAGGUUAUGUGUUCGCACACAUGUCCCCGGGCCUGGAGUACCUGUAUCUCUCCUAUAACAAACUUGACGGAGAGGGAUUCGAACCCGAGUCCUUCUUUGGAACGUAUCAGUCUAUGGUGGAACUGUGUUUGGACCAUAACCAACUCCUCAACGUCCCAUCAGGAAUCAACGAGAUGACCAACCUGCACUUUCUCAGGCUCAACAACAAUAAAAUCAGGAGGAUCCCAGAGGACAGCCUGUGUGACCCAGGUCUGAAUGGAGAGGGCACUUUAGUUGCGGUUCAUUUGGACAAUAACUUCAUCGACCCAGACACUGUCUCUCCCUCUGCUUUCUCGUGUGUGAGGGCCUCCUCCAGUGUGGUGCUCAAGCCUCAGCACAGCACGAAGAAACAGCCACCACAACACCACGACUGAAGAUCUUCAGAGAGAGACUGUAGACAAGCAGAACUAUUACCA
Molecule: messenger RNA, 1988 nt
Organism: Periophthalmus magnuspinnatus
Lineage: Eukaryota; Metazoa; Chordata; Actinopteri; Gobiiformes; Gobiidae
Gene: ecm2
Product: extracellular matrix protein 2, female organ and adipocyte specific
Exons: 12
Coding region: 6-1946 (646 amino acids)
Biological process (GO): positive regulation of cell-substrate adhesion; extracellular matrix organization
Cellular component (GO): extracellular matrix
Molecular function (GO): heparin binding; protein binding; collagen V binding
Source: RefSeq, a predicted model, not a curated record